AUGACAACGAUGUUCGUCCAACUGCGCCGUGUGGUGUACCUGUUGGUACUUCUUCAGUGUUGUGCGUGUGUGGCCCGAGCGGAAGGCGCCCAGCCGAGCGCUGGUUGUCCUGAAAAAAUCAAGGAAAGUCUCACCGAGGCCAAACAGGAUAUAGAUAAGGUGUUGAAGGGACCAAAGGUUGAAGGUUUUAAGUCGCCGGAGACUGUGUUGGAGGAAGGCAAGGAUCUGUUGAGUUUAUGGAAGAGGGAAGCGGAGGCGUGUGAGAAGGGUAGCAUCGUCACCAGAAACGCACUGGAAAAAACCGAAGCCAUCCUGAAGGGUUUGAGGGGAGAUGUAACGGAAGGGAGUGUACCUGGAGUUAAAAAGUUGGAAUGCAAUGGCGCUGAGGUGCAGGGGUUCAUGAAGGGUUACGCUCAGAUGAUGAAGGAGUACAAUGAUGCAAUAUCGAUUUCGCGAAAUCUGACGGCUAGAGUGGAGGCAACGCGACACUUAAGUAAGACGUAUUACGAGAACCUCCUUAACGUGCAUGGACGGUAUAAACAAGGUUUCGACUGGUAUAACGACACAAUCCAACAUGAGAAAAACAGGGGUUGUUUGACGGACAAGGAGAGGAAAAAGGAAUUUGAUGAGAUCAGUGCACAAUACAAUAAAUUUGAAACCGUAAGGUUGGGUCUCUUAAAUUUAACUGGUAAGUCCAAGGCCUGCGAAAUAAACACCACGGUGUUUCCAGGCGAAAAAAUAGGCGAAAUGUUAGAAGGUAUAAAAGGGAUUUGCCCAGAUGUCGCUGUGAAGAAGGCGGAUGCGGAGACUAAGCCCCCCGAAAUAAACGCAACGGAAUACGUCGAUGCCAGUAGGAUUGUAGUAAAUGAAAGCAAAAGGAAUGCGACGGUCGGCGAUAGGAAACGUGUAAAACCAUCUGUGCUCGAGGAAUUUAAGGGUAAGAUGAAAGCGGAGAGACCGAUACGGAUUGCGGCGGAAGAGAAAGCCAAGAAGGAGGCAGUGGAAAGGGCUGAAGCGGCAAGGAGAGCCGAGGAGGAGAGGAGAAGGAUUGAAGAAGAGAAUACGAGAAGGGCCAGGGAAGAGGAGGACACGAGGAGGAAAAGGGACGAAGAGGAGAAGGCGAAACAGGCUAUGGCACAAAAGGCCAAGGAAGAGGAGGCGAAACGCGUUUCGGCAGAAAAGGCGAAACAGGCAGCAGAGAAAGCUAGGGAGGAAGAGGCGAAACGUGCGGCGGAGAAGGCCAAGAAGAAGAAAGAUGACAGCAGCAGUCCUGCAAUGCUACACGGGUCCUUAUUGUUGCUUCUGUUAUGUGUGAUGGGCUGCACUCUUGUUUGCUAG
Molecule: messenger RNA, 1338 nt
Organism: Trypanosoma theileri
Lineage: Eukaryota; Euglenozoa; Kinetoplastea; Trypanosomatida; Trypanosomatidae
Exons: 1
Coding region: 1-1338 (445 amino acids)
Source: RefSeq, a predicted model, not a curated record